AAGGGUCAGCAGUGUUGGAGGCGGUGUUUAGGAGCACGAGAUCGUUUAGUUUAGUGUGGCAAAACACCUUGGCACGGUCACAGUGCAGAGAGAGGAACUUCCAUUCACCGGGGCCUAUUUGAAAUCCUUCGAAAAAAAUCUGCGGAACUGUCUUGUAUGGAUUCGAGUAGCUGUUCGUGAUGUCUCUCUAGUUGUUCCUCUUUACUCUAGUUUUACUGUCUGUUCUGCGUGGCCCGGGCGGGCUGGCUCUCCUAGUCUACAGCUGAUCCCAAGAUGGUGUCCUGGAUGAUCUCCAGAGCCGUCGUGCUCGUCUUUGGAACGUUAUAUCCGGCAUACUACUCGUACAAAGCAGUCAAAACCAAGAAUGUAAAAGAAUAUGUACGCUGGAUGAUGUAUUGGAUUGUUUUUGCACUCUACACAGCAGUUGAAAGUGUGACUGACCUCUCACUGUCCUGGUUUCCUCUCUAUUAUGAAAUAAAAAUUGCCUUUGUGAUUUGGCUGCUGUCUCCAUAUACAAGAGGUGCUAGUUUGAUCUACAGGAAAUUUUUGCAUCCUCUACUUUCUUCUAAAGAAAGGGAAAUUGAUGACUACAUUGUUCAGGCCAAAGAGCGCAGUUAUGAAACCAUGGUGAACUUCGGCAAGCAAAGUCUGACAAUAGCUGCAACGGCAGCUGUCUCUGCAGCUGUCAAGGGCCAAGGAGCCAUCACUGAACGGUUGAGGAGUUUCAGUGUGCACGACCUGACUCAGAUUCCAGGCGACGAUACCAGCAGUCAGCUGUACCCUGGCUUCUCUGUUUCCAACAGAAAAGAUAAGAAUCUGGGCAUCGAGGGAUCUGAAUAUUACUCAUAUGAACGAGACAACAGACCCGAAGAUGAUGGUGAAGCCUUCUUCUCCGAGGAAGAGACUAUAUCCCAGCAUGGUUUGAGGAGAUCUCAGAGUGUCAAAAGUUCAAGGCCAAAAUUGCGCAAAGAGCCUCGGUAUGGAUCUCUGAAACUUAAAACAAAGCGAAGACCUGCACUGAACUCCGCCAACUAUGAAAUGUGACAGGUGAAAUGAGGACCUCACUACUGAUAUUAAAAUGUACUUAAAAAUAGUACGUUUACAAAUAUUCUUAUUUCGUAAUGGUUGCGGUGUCUAGUUUUAUUAAAAAAUGAGUUUUAAAAAUAACACACUUUUUAAUUGUCUGUGUUAUGGUGUAUCAAAGUGCUGCAUUUGCUGUUCAGACUGGUUUUUCGGUUCUGCACAUCCAGUCUGUUCCUGAAAUCCAAAUAAGACUGCUUGCUUGACUUUUUCCGUUAUUACUAUUAUUAUUUUACAAUUUCCUACAUUUCUCUAUCGAUUUUUUUGUUUGAUUCUCGCAAUGUGUUUUUGUGUAGAUUUAUAAAUAUUAUGUUGUAUUUCCUACUUUAAUUAAGAAUGUAUAACAUCACUCCAAAGCACAAUAACCCAAAAUAGCCUUCAUUGUUAAUGAGGAAAAAUACCAACAAUAAUAUUCAAGUUGUUGAAAAAGUUGUGCUGGCUCAAAUUUUAGUUGG
This is a messenger RNA of Scleropages formosus (Asian bonytongue), 1535 nucleotides long. Its product is annotated as receptor expression-enhancing protein 3-like. The coding region runs from base 274 to 1044 and encodes 256 amino acids. Gene Ontology annotation, cellular component: endoplasmic reticulum membrane; cytoplasmic microtubule; endoplasmic reticulum tubular network. The record is from RefSeq and is a predicted model, not a curated record. The transcript is spliced from 8 exons. NCBI's taxonomy places the organism in Eukaryota, Metazoa, Chordata, Actinopteri, Osteoglossiformes, Osteoglossidae. Gene Ontology annotation, biological process: endoplasmic reticulum tubular network organization. Gene Ontology annotation, molecular function: microtubule binding.